Molecule: messenger RNA, 4616 nt
Organism: Acanthaster planci (crown-of-thorns starfish)
Lineage: Eukaryota; Metazoa; Echinodermata; Asteroidea; Valvatida; Acanthasteridae
Product: forkhead box protein N3-like
Biological process (GO): regulation of DNA-templated transcription
Cellular component (GO): nucleus
Molecular function (GO): DNA-binding transcription factor activity; cis-regulatory region sequence-specific DNA binding
Source: RefSeq, a predicted model, not a curated record
AGAUUCUAGAUAAAAUAAUGCAGAAACUGCACAUUUUGGUGUAUUAUUUGUGGUUGUCUUUUGUUAACCUUGAAGUGAAGUCAAGUUGAAAUGUGGAAAAAUAUUCCCUGCUAUAUAAACACUGUGCAACAUGUACACUUGUAAACUAAGUUGUCAGAACUACCUCAGAAGGAGUCAAAGAGUAAUCAAUCUUAUUCCGUUUAUUGCCGCUCUAACAGAAUAUUGGAUAAUGGCAGUUUAGGCUUGUGCAGUUUUCAACCUGGAACAAAAGAAGUGUGGUGUAUUUUUCGAUUGCAUGCGUCAAAGCGUGGCCCAGCGUGUUCAAGGUAACUCCGGGAAUUUGAGGGUUUUUUUGUGGAGCACAAAGCGGAGAAGGAAAUCUAAAAAAGAAACGUACGUCAAGGGAAGCACGUGUAAUAGGUUUUCAAUGGAAUUUCAAAACCAAGCGUGGGCUGGCUUUGUUGGGACUGGAUGUUUUGUAACCUGUUGCAUGCGAAACCCAAAUAGGUUUGGGCCAAGCCUUGCGUGAAGUGGCCUUCGUCAUUUCUAUGCGGAGUGGGUACCUUGGCCCUCAAAGAACUAAAUAUGAAUCAUUGUUGAGGCAUUUACCCAAACUUCCCCGAGCAAGCAAGGAAAAGAAAUCAGUGACCGUUAAUUUCAAAUGAGGCUCCAUUGAUAUUCAGAGCAAGGUAUUCACAUGUAAAUCUGGUGGUGGCUUGCCCCUGAUCGUGCAGCAAGAAGAAAAAGUUUGUGUUCAGUCUCGCCUGAGUUACAGUUGGCAUUGCACUGAACUUAAGUAAAAGAAAAAUGAUCCUCAUCUUAAAAUGGCAGGUGGUAGCCUGCCACCAUGCCGCCCAAUCGUAAACCAGAGCGUCUGCUGAAGAGACACCUAACACUAGGCCUGAGCAAGAGCUUCCCCAGUGCCACGCUGUCCCGGGCCCUGGGUAGCCGGGUUCCCAUGGACCUGAGCAGCAGCAACUGCAGCUUUGCCGAGAUCAUCAAGCUGGAGAAGGGUGGCGGUGCCAUGGAGGAUGACGAGCUGCGGCCGUUGAGCUGGCUGCACAGCACCGACCUGCUCAAGGACAUGAACCUGGACGAUGAUGAAGGGGAGGAUGGCCAUGCCAAGGAGAACAAUGCUGCCGGCGCCGGCGAAGGUGUGAUGGCCCGGUACGGCGGCCUAGCGGGGGACGAGCAGGACGGGCCCGUGGACCCCAAGCGGCACAUCAACAGCAAGCCACCCUUUUCCUUCAGCUGUCUGAUCUUCAUGGCCAUUGAGGACUCUCCGCUGAAACGUCUUCCAGUUAAAGACAUUUACCAGUGGAUACAGGACCACUUUCCCUACUUCCACAAUGCCCCCACGGGCUGGAAGAACUCUGUCAGGCACAACCUGUCGCUCAACAAAUGCUUCCGUAAAGUGGACAAAAUCAAGGGACAGAUCAGCUUGUCAAUCGGAAAAGGCUCACUAUGGUGCGUGGAUCCGGAUUACCGGCCCAACCUACUACAGGCGUUACGAAAGACACCCUACCACCCUUACCAUCAUGUGCUGCCCUACAACUCACACCCUUACCAGUAUCACCAGGGCCCGCUCUGCAACAUCUCAAGCAAUCCUAACAGGCUUCCUGCAAUGCACAUCGGCUGCAGUAACGGCAUACCCUUACCUAGUCACUUUGCGCUGGUCGAAAGGUUACUGAAUGGACCGCUUCACUACUCGCCCGUGCCGCACAAUGGACUCGACACUGAGCGGGAGGUGGAUGCGGCAGCCACUAUGAUGAUGUUUAGAACGCCCCCGGAGCAACGAGUUGAAGAACAUGAGCGUUUGAAGUCCUUCUCUCCUCACCAAGGCGUGCGCCGUGACAGCAUCCCGGUCGGGGGCGUGGCCCCCCUACAGGCCAAGCCGCGCCAGCCUCACAGCAGGCCCACUCUCUCAGACCUGGCUGAGACUGCCUUGAAUGAUCAGAGCCUCCCCAGACCAAGGCUGGCAUCCACGCCAUUUAACAAGGCGGCCCUCCAGACGAAGUGUACCCCGGCUCCUUCAAUGUCAGACGACCACACCUACAGCCUGAGCGCCAUCCUGAAGGCCCAGCGGGACCGGGCCCAACAGCUGGCUGGGGACGAUGAGGAGGACGAGGAAGAGGAGGAUGACCCUGUGGAAUGUGACAUGAGCGACUUCGAGGACUUGGUGUCCUCGGACUCGGACAUGGAGCAAGAUGAGGAGUCCAAGCGGCUUGGGGACAGCGGGUACAUCCACGAUGCCAGCUUUGAUGACCUGGAGGAUGAGAAGAGCAGCAGCAGCAGCAAGAAGCCCCUGCCGCUACCCUUUAAGAAGCGGCCGCGCCGCUCGGACGUGGAUAACGACCUGGCAGCAGGCGCCGACGCCCUGCUCAACCUGGCUGGCAUCAAGACCAGCGAGGUCCCCAUACGCUCAAUCAGUCCUCAAUCUGAUCUGACGGCCACAUGAUGGGAGCUAGGCUUUUCUCUCUCCCACUGCCUGGGUAGUUCCCCUGACUUCCAUAUUUAAGAGUCUUGAAGAAUUGUUUCCUACUUUUUUCCUCACUCUCUUUUUCUUUUUUUUUGAACAACCAUAGCGGUUUGUUUUUAACAAGUAUUUAAUCAUGCAGCUCCUUUGAUUGCAGAAAGGGGUGCUUUUUGAUUGGUGGUGUAACUAUGCUAAAAAAUUUCCCGAGGAGCACGCGUUGGGUGCACAACAUUUUAUCUGGGGGAAUCGAAAGUCAAUUUCCUGCGGCUUGUACAUAGGUGGUGUACAUUGCAAAAUUUCAGAUGGAGGGGAGGAACACCCCUCCCCCGUAGUUACACCACAGUUGUAGAUGCUGUGAAUGAAUGUUGCUGGUCAUGUUCACAUUGAUUGUGAUGAUCAUGCGUUUAAGAUGGAAAGUGGGGUUGAGGAAAAUACGUCUGCUGCCAGCAUCAUAGUUUGUUUCCAUUCCAAAUGGCACAGUGUUUGGUUUGUUGUAGGCAGCACCUGCUCUGAGAAGACUUGUUUUUCUUUUUCGUCUGGCCUGCCAUUUGAGAAAGCAGUCUCCCGGUUAACGACAGUGUGCUCAUGUUUUCAUUCCAAUAGCAUUUGUGGGAUUCCUCAAAUGAUGACCUCUAGCAAGAAGUUUUCCAGUUUGAAAAGUUUUCCAGGAAAAAUGUCAGUGACAGUAAAUCUAUUUUGUGUAAUCUUUGAACAUCUUGCCAAACUUGCCAUUAUAAUUCUUCCUGUAAAGUUAAAAAAAAAAAAGAAGGGAAAAGAUACAUUGUUCCAGCGUGUCUUUGUAAUUCGUCCUUAAGGUAUUGAAAUCAUGACUCCCACAACUGCUGUUGAGGAUAGCAGAGUUUGGAAACCAUGUGCACUUUGCAAAAAGGGACACUCGGCAACGGUCAGGAGAGUACAUCAGCAAUCCAAGUAUUGUUGGAAGAAGAAAAAAAACAGGGGUGCGCACACUUGUAAAGACUUCUUGCCAUAUGGAACACAAUCAAACAGAACAAACUUACAGGCAGGGGCCGUCGUAUUGUGAAAAAAACAAACUUGCUGAAAAUGGAUUCAUUACACAGCUGGUUAAGGUUUUUUACAACAUGUUGAUGUUAUUGUGCAUUGGUCAAGUGAAUAGUAGAACAGGUGAUUUUUACAGGAAUAUUUAUCCUGUAUGAACUGGUACUCUUUUGUCUCCUCUGGUCAAAGACAUUAAAUAAUGUACAAGAUUCCAGUGCUUCCAUAUUUUUUGCCCUGUACAUUUUUUAUUGGUCCAGCAUUACGGUAAACACGUAAAUAUGACUAUGUAGAACAAAAUGUAUAUGUGUAGUUGAAGAGUUGUUCGCUGUAUUAUCGUAAUUUUGAAGUCUGUGUCGUCUUAGUUCUGGUCGCACAUUGAUCUCUGAUUUGAAAUAUUUGGAGUUCAGGUACAGGGAAGUGGAUGUGCUGGCCAAGUGCGGGAUCAUCAGGUUUAGCACCCCUGUUGCUGACACGAACUUGGAGACAGAUUGGAUGCACGAUCGCAUGUCUGUCAUUCCUCUACGCGAAACAGAUGUCUUUGUUGCUCCUCGACUACGUUCUUGCCUGAAGCUUGAAUGCAAGGAGUGCAGCUCUGAAACCCUGGCUGGGCCUGAAAGUCAAUUUUCAAGUGUGCAUGUGAAGCAGUGGUUCAGACCACCUUCAGCGUCAGUGUUUUUCACGAGCAGAAACCAGUGACUUUCAGCUUGCUCUUUCCACCAACCCCAUCGGGGUAGUCAGCACAAUCGUUUGUGUCAGUCAACUCGGGUGAGACCCGCCCUCUCCAAUCCCAGGUGAUUUCUAUCCAGGUAGACUAAGGUGCUAAUUAAGAGAGGGACGUUGGUAUAAACACUGUAGAUGUAAAACACGUACACGUAGCCUUAGAUUGAGACUCUCACAAGGAGCCUCUGCAGAGUUUUCAGAAUCGCGCAGCCGAUUUUUUCCGAACUCUUGCAACAACGGAAUGAAGCUCUUCCAGAAUACAAAUGUACAAACAGAGAAGAAAGUAAUCAACAGAAACGAGAGUAUUACACACUAACCUGCCAUUUUUUUUUCCCCAGUGGUUGAGUAGCCAAUCGCUCGUGUGAUCUUCCAGAAUUUCAUUUAGAUGUUUGUAAAAAAAAAA